GGGAGAGAGAGAAAUACAGGGGGAGGCAGGGAAUCUAAUGGAACGGCUGGGUAAACGAGCAGGCAGAGAGAGAUCGAGAUGCACGGGGAGGCAGGCAAUCUGAAGGAACGGCUGGGUAAAUGAGCAGGCAGAGAGAGAUCGAGAUGCACGGGGAGGCAGGCAAUCUGAAGGAACGGCUGGGUAAAGGAGCAGGGAGAGAGAGAAAUACAGGGGGAGGCAGGGAAUCUAAUGGAACGGCUGGGUAAAGGAGCAGGCAGAGAGAGAUCGAGAUGCACGGGGAGGCAGGCAAUCUAAAGGAACGGCUGGGUAAAGGAGCAGGGAGAGAGAGAAAUGCAGAGAAUGGUGGGAGAAAGAGACAAAACUAAUGAGGGCUGUGUGGAGUACAACACUGGGGGCUAAAGACUGUCACAAAACCGGAAGUGACGCCACAAACCAGGAAGUCGGGUGCCGGAAGAGAGACACAGCAGCGAGCACGUAAGGGAGAAGAAGAGAACAAGCAAGAAGAUGGCAGAGACCCUGUGGACGUCGUGGGACAGUGCCGGUUUUGGUUUUUUCUGAUGUCUUACCCAAACAGCAGGAAAGAUCAGCAUAUUGGAGGCAAUGGAAAUGAACAAUCACUCAAUGGUCACAGAGAUUUUCCUUUUGGGAUUUCAGCAUCUCAACAAUUUCAAGAUCCUGUUUUUUUCUUUGAUUCUUUUGAUUCACAUAUUGACCAUCUAUGAAAAUAUCCUUGUCAUAGCAUUGGUAACAAUUAGCCGAAAUCUUCAGUCUCCCAUGUUCUUCUUUCUCCAACAACUCUCCUUAUCUGAUCUCCUGCAGUCCAUGGUUAUUGUUCCCAUCCUGCUCAAAACUGUGAUGAAUGAAGGAGCUAAAAUAUCCCUUAUUGGCUGUAUUGUACAACUUUAUAUAUUUGGUGUCACUGAAGCUUUACAGUGUCUCCUUCUAACUGUGAUGUCCUAUGACAGAUAUCUGGCCAUCUGUAAUCCUCUGUGUUAUUCUUUAAUAAUGAACCACAGAUUUUGUGUUAAAUUAAUCAUCAUGUCAUGGCUACUUGCCCUUAGCUUUAUAUCCAUUACUGUGAUUACUGCAGCUACACAAGAGUUCUGCAACCAAAAUACCAUCAACCAUUUUUUCUGUGAUUAUUUUCCUCUCCUGGAACUUUCCUGCUCAGACACCUCAUUAGCUCAGAUAUUGAUGACCACAUUAUCUUUCCCUGUGUUACUUAUUCCCUUCAUACUCAUCAGUGGAUCCUAUAUCUGUAUUGCCCAUGAAAUCCUAACGAUAACGUCCAAUAUUGGGAGACAAAAAGCCUUCUCCACCUGCAGCUCCCACUUGGCUGUGGUCUCCAUAUUUUAUGGGAGUCUCAUUGUUACUUAUGUGGUUCCCACAAGAAACCAGUCACAGACCAUUGGAAAACUUCUUUCACUUUUAUACACAGUAGUGACUCCUUUUAUUAACCCAAUGAUUUACAGCUUGAGAAGUACAGAUAUGAAAAAUGCUCUUGGAAAUAUUAUACAAUAA
Molecule: messenger RNA, 1521 nt
Organism: Xenopus laevis (African clawed frog)
Lineage: Eukaryota; Metazoa; Chordata; Amphibia; Anura; Pipidae
Product: olfactory receptor 11L1-like
Exons: 2
Coding region: 601-1521 (306 amino acids)
Source: RefSeq, a predicted model, not a curated record